AAUAUUUGAUUUUAUAUUUUUCUUAGUUCAUUAAAGCCCCUACAUUUACAUUUACAGAAGUUUUCGUUUUAUUAGAUAAAUAUGAGAAAAAUGAUUGUAAAACUAUGAUUUUAACGAAUCAGAAAUACAUAAAAGAAUGUUUAAUUCGAUUUUUUUAAUAAAAUUGUUGAUACAAGUUUAAUGACUCUAAACAAAAUCCCGCAAUUGAUCGUGCCACCGGUAGCUAUGGCAUGUGCAGUUGUUUGAAAUUGCAAAUCUCCUCACGCUUGCUAUAUGCUACCACCCAGAUUUACCUUCAGUCCUUCAACUUCCCCUGAUUCCAGUAAACCACCACUUAUCUUCUUUGGAAUCCAGAUUCAUUCAUAACAUCGAUCCAUCAGACAGAUCCACAACCAUCAACAAUGGCAACUGAUCGUUCGUUGGUCACGGAGAUCGGUCCGGAUGGUCUCGUUCGCGAAUCGCCUGUCAUCGCCCACACCGAGCGGAUGAUUGAAGAGGAGCAGCUUCAGUUGAGAAAAUACAUUGAAGAGAAUUAUUCCAAAAUCCGUGAUGUUGAGCGAGAGCUUACGGGUCUCACAAUGGAGAUGAAACUCACAGCAGGACCAAAGAAAGCUGCACUUGAACAUAUGAGGAAGAAAAUCGAAAUGUCAACAGAGAAGAUUCGUCUUGCUAAGUUGAAGGAAGAAGAAGCAAAGAAGGCUUUGGAAGCUGCAUCAAAGGCAGUGAAGGAUGAAGAAGCACUCAAGCAGAAACUAUGUGAAGAUUUGAAUAAUUUGGUCCAAGAAAGCAGUAGCUCUCAGUUUGCUAGACUAGAGGAGCUAAAAAGGCGGCUAGAGGCUUUGAAUCCAAGAAGGUCAUCUGCAUUUUUGGGAGCUGGUGCGAGUCCAGUGGAACCUGCAUUGAAUUUGAGGAGGACAGGUGUGGAGGUAUCGGUUCCUUCUAAUAGCGUGGAAGCUGCAGCUACUACUAUUACAGAAUCAUCUAAUAAUAACAAUAAUAAUAAUGAGAAGACAAGUGGAGAUGUACAAGAAGGGAUGACGAGGGGUAAAAAGAAAAAUGCAAUUCAAGGGCAUGGGCAAGGGAGACCUAAUAAUAAAGGUCAAGGAGGAGGAAUUGGAGCAAUACCCAAGAGAGGAACCAGUUGGACUGGUGCUGGCUUUGACUAAAUUUUCUUCCAGCGUCCAAUGUUAAGUAUGAUUUGUUUAGGAAGUAAGUAGACUACCCUGUGGCUGUGGCUGUGGCUGUGGCAUUCAGUGUGGUGUGGUAGCAGAUUCCUUUCCUGUACUGUAGUUACAAAAAUCAAAGCCAUAGGGGACGGUGCCUUUAAAUUUACAGAAUCCAUCAUAUCCUUCAUUAUGAUUUGAUAUUUCAGGUUCAUUAAUUGUUAUUAUUAUUAUUUAUUUUUCAAACAUGGUCUUCACUCUUCACUUUCCUCUGUGGUGUAUCAGGUGGACCUAAGAAUAGUAAAUGCAUACAGACUCUUACUCGACUCUACUCUCUUUUAACUUUGGAAUUCUUUACAUAAAUAUUAUUGACUUUGGACUUA
This is a messenger RNA of Lactuca sativa (garden lettuce), 1546 nucleotides long. RefSeq names its product junctophilin-like protein. NCBI's taxonomy places the organism in Eukaryota, Viridiplantae, Streptophyta, Magnoliopsida, Asterales, Asteraceae. The record is from RefSeq and is a predicted model, not a curated record.